Molecule: messenger RNA, 2505 nt
Organism: Leptidea sinapis
Lineage: Eukaryota; Metazoa; Arthropoda; Insecta; Lepidoptera; Pieridae
Gene: cwo
Product: transcription factor cwo
Exons: 9
Coding region: 184-1527 (447 amino acids)
Biological process (GO): regulation of circadian rhythm; regulation of neurogenesis; anterior/posterior pattern specification
Cellular component (GO): nucleus
Molecular function (GO): RNA polymerase II cis-regulatory region sequence-specific DNA binding; DNA-binding transcription factor activity, RNA polymerase II-specific; protein dimerization activity
Source: RefSeq, a predicted model, not a curated record
ACGUCUUUUAGUGUGCACGUAUUGGUUGUCGACAUUUUGCCGCGUAACGAGUUAAAUAUUUGAUUGGAUUGUGAUCUCAAAGUGCAUUUCAAUAGUUACGACAGCAAUGUGACAGUAAAAAAAUUCCUUGUGAAUAAAUUGUGUUAACGUGAUUUUAAAUAAACAGUGAAACUAAACAUUAGUAUGGAAACCCGACAUUAUUGGGAGGAAAAUGGGCCGGCCGUAAAAUACGACAAUUACAACUCAGGAGAGCAGCUCAACUUCGCUGCGCCGCACUCGGAUGAGGAGGGAGAGUACCAGGGCGGAGCAUACCUCAAGAAGGGGAAGCAAGAUCCGAUGUCGCAUCGUAUCAUAGAGAAACGACGUCGUGAUCGUAUGAACAACUGCCUGGCCGACCUGUCGCGGCUCAUCCCGCCCGAGUACCUGAAGAAGGGACGCGGCAGAGUGGAGAAGACGGAGAUCAUAGAGAUGGCCAUCCGACACCUCAAGACCCUCCAGGAUCGUGUUAAUGCAGCGGAGAGGCAGGCGGUGGAGGAUCAGUACCGCGCCGGCUACCAGGAGGCGGUGGGGGAGGCCGUGCGCUUCCUGGUGGAGGUCCAGGGCUUCGGACCUGGCGACGGGCUCUGUGUGCAGCUGGCGUCCCACCUGCAGCGACACAGCCAGCACGUGAGCAACGCGAAUGGUCUGCGUGAGAAGUCCCGUCUACACGCUGGCUCGUCAUCAGAGACCACCAGCUCGUCCGGGAGCUCGCACGGCUACGCGGUCAAGGUCAUCCAACAUCCUAAACCGCCACCUGUAUUCCCACGGGAACCCUUAGUACCGGAGAGGCCCUUGGAAUCGUAUCAUAUGGAGUGCGAUCGAGUUGUUGCAGACCCAGUAUGCGUAGAAGAAAACGGUGUCACUGCACAAGACGUGGCAGCACUUCCUCUGGACGGACCACGGCUCAAGCGAGAUCAGACCCUGCGGAAGGUGCGUAAGCUGGACCACGGGGAGGACUUCCUACAUUCAUACAAGUUCAAGAACUCCAUAGAAAGGAGGUUUUCGAGAUCGCAGGAUAACGAGCAGGCCGCGGCCUCCCAAGUUCGCGGACACAUUCACUCCAAGUUGUACUCACACAAGCGGCGCCGCGCCGCCAAGCCUGCGACCACACCUUCCACCUCCACCACCUCCACCUCCACCACCUCCACCUCCGGCUCCACCGAGGACACCUCCGCCAGGGACACCUCGCCGCAGGACACGUCGAGCGAGUCUCCACAUCAACACCAGUAUGACAAACCGACGCCCACGCAGUUUGUGCCGGUUUUCGCUUUAAAUUCACUCGGUAAAUACUACGUGCCAUUGAGCGUCGAUUACGCGUGCUUGACGCGUCACCUUGGUUCGUACGACGCCCUAGACGCUCGGGCCGUUCAGUUGAGUGCGCCCUUACACCCCGUCACCAUACACGUUAACUUCCAGCCCUGUAUGACCUACCACUUGAAGCGGGAACCCACCGACAGGGACUGGCGGAGCGUUCAGAUGGCCGUCUAAAGCCUCGCCACACAAGCGGGCGUUUAAAUGACGCUACAGCGGUUUGUGACGGCAGCUAACAUUGUCAACGUGAGAAGUAGAAGAAAUGAAAAAAUUCUAUUUGAGCUUUUAGAUAAUGCCAGAAACUUUCAAGCAGUGUUUAACGUGUUUAAAACAUUUGGAAGUGACAAAAUAUAUUUAAGAUGUGAUUACUUAUAUGUAUCUAUGUUUAUUGCCUUAUUUAUAGAAAGCUAAGAGUUGAAUACAUUAUGUAAUAGUUUCAAUAAAACGCGCGUUUUGUUUUGUAUAAGAAACGCUCAGCUUUUUAAAAAUAAGGUCCUAAAGAUAUAUUUUAGUUAUUAUGGUGAAUGUGUACAAGACUGGAAACUAUAAAUACAUUCAGUGUUGUUAGUUGGGGCUGUGAUAACGAAAGUAGCUAGUCAAGGUCGGGGCUAACUUUUCAUGCUUGGUUUUGUGAUUUUAUUUGUAUUAUUCCUGUGUGUCUUUCACGAGUUAGGCUGCUUGGCCACUGAAGUGGAAUGGACAGGUGCGAAGCGGAUCUGUGCCAAAUUUACCAAUAGGUUUGCUAAAAUCUCUGCUCAGCUGUAGUGGGCAGGGAUUUGAAAGCUUGAACAUGACAGCAUAGGGGCACAGUCCACACCUUCCCAAUGCAUCAGUCACACGCUCCGGUACCUCGUGUAUAAGGCGGCCUUAUGCUGUCGCAGUCUCGCUAGCGACUGCGCUGCGAUUGUGUGCCGAUAAUACACUUACUUAGCUAGAUAAUUAGAAUGAAAAUAAAUUCUUUAAAUCCAUAGGAAUUUUUACCUUAGAGUGAAUCAACAAUUUCACGGAAGAGAAACAAUUUUGAUAUUUUUAAAGAAAUAUCCCUUCACUUCUGGAGUAAUUAAAUUUGUAACCAAAAUUUAUAUUCUGGCUUCAAAAAAAAUAUUAUAUCAAAAAACAAAAAUUUAAGUUGGAACCUGAGAGUUGCACAAGACA